Messenger RNA from Geodia barretti, 666 nucleotides. NCBI's taxonomy places the organism in Eukaryota, Metazoa, Porifera, Demospongiae, Tetractinellida, Geodiidae. The record is from the annotation of a GenBank genome assembly.
AUGGCAUAUGAUCUACUCAUAAAGAAUGGGCGCGUGGUUGAUGGCUCUGGUGGACCCUCAUUCUACGCGGACGUGGCGGUAACAAAUGGCAAAAUCGUGGGGGUGGGCAAAUUCAGUGAGCCCGCCACUCACACUAUCAACGCCGAUGGUCGGGUAGUGGCCCCUGGGUUCAUCGACCAUCACACCCAUUUUGACUCCCAGUGCAUGUGGGAUCCCAUUGUCACUUCUACGUCGCUAAACGGUAGCACCUCGAUCAUCGUGGGUCAGUGCGGCGCUGUGAUCGCCCCGACACGACCGGGAGAUGGGGACUGGUACCUGGACAUGUUCGACAAGAUGGAGGGCAUCCCGCUGAGUGUGCAGCGGAAGGGGGUCGAUUUCGCCUGGGAAUCCAUUCCACAGUACCUUGAUGCCAUCGGCCGGCGGCGUGGCAUCAAUGUAGGCGCCUUCGUCGGCCAUUCCGGAGUCAGGCGCUACGUUAUGGGCGAGGCCGCCCAGACACGGGAAGCCACCCCGGAGGAAAUUGAGGCCAUGAGACGCCAGGUCCGCGAGGGGAUACUAGCUGGCGCUUUAGGGUUCAGCAUUGGCAACUUCGCCGACCAGGGGAUAGAGAAUUCGGGGUCAGCGUGCCAUCCUCAGUUGCCACCGAUGACGAGCGAUACGCAGUAG